Molecule: messenger RNA, 1851 nt
Organism: Fonsecaea erecta
Lineage: Eukaryota; Fungi; Ascomycota; Eurotiomycetes; Chaetothyriales; Herpotrichiellaceae
Exons: 2
Coding region: 1-1851 (616 amino acids)
Biological process (GO): secondary metabolic process
Molecular function (GO): CoA-ligase activity
Source: RefSeq, a predicted model, not a curated record
AUGGCGCCACGUUGGGCCAGGUUCAUCCAUCCGGAGGCACCAGAUGUACAUGGCAAAUACCAACCGACAGACGACAAGAUCUUCAAAUCUCCAUUCGGUCCAUUUCCCCCUACGCCGAAGGACUUGAACGUUCACGAGUUGUGUUUCCCCCCGGAUCAGCCUUUGCCUCCUGACUAUGAUCUCUUCAUCGACGCUGUGACCGAUGAGAGAGUCACGCUCCACCAGUUUUACAACCGAGUAUGUGCCCUAGCACGAGCCCUUCGUUACGAUGGUCCCAAUCCUUUGGGAUUGACCAGAUCGCCAGUGGAUGACAGAGACGAUGGGGAGAUUCUGGGUCUCUUUUCCCGCAAUCACAUUCACUACUCGAUGCUGGCCCACGCUUGUUUCCGUGCUGAGCUGGUGUUCGGCGGAAUAAGCCCUGCAUCCACCCCGUACGAACUGUGGCAUGUCUUGAGAAAGAUGCAGAUCACAUCUAUUGUGUGCCAUCAAACGCUUCUCCCCGUAUUGCGUGAGGCUAUCAAACUGGGUAUCGGUCCGGACAACGAGAAGCUCAGACUCGUGCUUGAUCCAAGGAAGAUCGUUGUGCUGGCAGAUAAUUCUUCCUUGGAUUCUGUCGAGGGCUAUCCGACUGUAGAGUCUUUCGUGCGGCGUGGCUUGCAGAUGGAAGAGCGCAAAAGAAAACUCAUUGGCGGCGACAAGUUGUGUUAUCUGUUCCAAUCGUCGGGUACGUCUGGUCUGCCCAAGGCCAUGAUGAUCUCCCAUAGAAAUGCGGUCUCCAGCGGUCUACAAGGCAUCACAGCGGCGACUCUGACUGCAUUGUUCAACGGAGUCGAACCUCUCACACACCAAACACUCCUUGGGAUAGUACCGGCAUACCAUUCUUACGGCAUGAUCAUGUGGAUUUUGCGGGUCAAUCUUGCUCCGGCGACAAACGUCAUGAUGGCGAAAUGGGAUAUCGAACUUGCACUGAAAUCCAUUCAGAAGUACAAGGUCACGGUCCUGACGCUAGUACCACCGAUUGUGAGGCAACUUGCUCAGUCUCCGCUGACUGACAAGUAUGACCUAUCGUCGAUUGUCAGCUGCUCCAGUGGCGCUGCCUAUCUCCCACCCGACGUUGCAUAUCAGCUUGCGCAGAAACUGCCCGUUAAAACGCCUAUUCCCUCCGGAUAUGGCCUUUCCGAAGCUGCGUCUAUUGCGUCACCUCCUGUAGCAGGUAUCUUCGGCUUGAAGGCGUCUGAGCCUGGUACAAUCGGCUAUCUUCUCCCAGGAAUGGAAGGCCGAGUUGUUGACCCGGACACUUUGAAAGAUGUGCCGAAGUGCACCAAGGGCGAGCUAUGGGCAAGGGGUAAUGUCGUGUGCAUGGGAUACUUCCGGGAUCCAAAAGCCACCGCCGAACUGUUCGCGGAGCCUGGUUGGUUGAGGACAGGAGACCUUGUCAUGCGAGAUGCCGAAGAUCGAAUCCAUUACCUCGACCGUCUAAAGGAGAUGAUCAAGGUGAAAGGGUUGCAAGUUGCAGCAACCGAGGUGGAAGAUACCCUGCUUGAUCACCCUGAGAAGCUUGUAACGGACGCAUGUGUUGCUGGAGUUGACAACGGUCGAGGCGACGGAAGCUUGUUCCCGAGAGCGUGGGUGGUGUUAAGCGCCGAAGGCAAGAAACAAGGUGCGGAAGCAGUGAUCAAGAAGCUGAACGAGCAUGUUGGGCAGCGCUUGAGUAAGCACAAGCAUCUUGCAGGAGGAAUCGAAAUAGUCGACUCGAUUCCCAGGACACCGUCCGGGAAGAUGUUGCGAAGAGAGAUGAGAGACGCUUAUCAUCGCCGCAUUAGCAGGGGAAACGUGGCGAGCAAGUUAUAA